Messenger RNA from Paramecium primaurelia, 884 nucleotides. NCBI's taxonomy places the organism in Eukaryota, Ciliophora, Oligohymenophorea, Peniculida, Parameciidae. The record is from the annotation of a GenBank genome assembly.
AUGAAUAAUAAUGGCUUUAUUGUUUAUAUUAUAGGUACAACUGCUGCAGGAAAGACAAACUUAUCUUUAAAUUUGGGUCUCGAUAAUUAUGAGAUAAUAUCUUGUGAUUCUAUGUAAAUUUAUAAAGAUGCAAAUAUUAUGACUGCAAAAGUUACGGCUAUAGAACAAACGAUAAAAAUGCAUCAUGGAAUAGAUUUAUUAGAAUUAGAAUCUGAAGGUUUUAAUCGUAAAUAAUGGAAACAUAGUAAGAACUUUUAUGAGCUCUAUUUUAGUGACAAUUAACAAAAUAGAAGAGAUAUAAUCUAAAGGAAAGAUUCCAGUUUUAGUUGGGAACACUCAUAACUUUAUUGAAUCAAUAUUAUUUAAUUAAGAAACUGAAGAAAAUUAAAUUUAAUAAGCAGCAGAAUUUCACUUAGAUGGUAAGGAGCCUUUUGAAUAUUUAAAAGAAAUUGAUCCAUUAGCAGCUUUAAAAUUUCAUCCAAAUGAUCAUAGAAGAAUUUAGAAUUCUAUUAAAUAUUACCAAAAUAUAGGAUAAUUACAAUUUGAUUAAUUAGAUCAUAAUUCAGAAUAAUUUAAAUUAAGAAGUAAUAACUUCCUAAUAAUUUGGCCAAAAUGGAGAAAAAAUGAAGAUUUAAAGAUUAAAGUAACUGAAAGAAUAUAACAAAUGAUAGAAAAAGGAGGAACAGAAGAAAUAUUAAGAAUAUUUGAAAGAUUAGAGAAUAAAAAUAAUAAGUUAGGUGGUGUAUUAAAAGGCAACGGAUAUUGUUAAUUCGAAAAAGUUUAUUAGUAUUAUAAAUAAUCAGGACUUUAAUAUCCUAAUAUUGAUGAAAAUUUUUAAGUGCUAUUAAAAUAAGGUGCUGAAAAACUAAUUAAUGAUACGAUNA